AUGACAGAAGAUAUUUCCAUAGAAGUUUUUAUAAAAGACGCAAAUAUUGUUGAGGAUGCGCUCGGAUCUUAUGAUCUAAAUGUAUUAUUUCAGCAAUUUCAACCCGUUUCUUUUGGCCUGAUGCUAAAUUUAUUCCAAGAAAAAAGAAUAUUGAGGAUACAAAUGGCCAAACCCAUACAACCUGGUCCAAAAUUAUUAGUCUUUCAAGCCGGAUUAUACACAUGUUCCCUAGAUAUUGAACAACAAAUUCAAAAUGCCCUCGAAUUCAGAGCAUAUCAAUCGCCCCUUUUAAAAUUAGUUCUUGUUUCACCACAAAAAUUACCAGGAGUUGAGUUAAAUUGCAAUUAUUUAAUAAAUUCUAUCAAUCAUAACCCAAGGUUACAGAUGCUUAAAGCAAAAUUAAAUAAUAUCCCUUCACACGAUCGAAUAAUUCCAAAAUUGGGGCCUACUUUGGCUCCAAUGAAUAUCAAUAAAAUCAAUUCCGGAAUGACACCACAGCUAAAUCCCUAUCCUCCGUUAUUACAUUCUCCAGUAACUAAAAAUUCUCCGCCAAUACACGAAAAUAAAUUCAACAGAUUUGAUUCAAAAAAGAAAAUACAAGGUAAAUUGAUAGAUUGGAAUGAACAAUCAGUACGUGAAGGAGCUCAAUGGAAAAGAGGUAAUGGGCCAAUCUGUUCACUUUAUAAAAAAGGAUACGUUUUUGAACCAGAAAUUACUCCUGUAAAAGUUAACCAUGACCUCAAUAGAACACUCCAACCAAUGAAACCUCCAUCUAUUAAGAAUAGAGAUCAAAAACACAUUACUUUUGUUUUAUCAGAUAGUUCUGAUUCUCCUGAUAAACAAGAAAAUAGCCUAAGCUGGUAUGAAAAUUCUACAUCCAAGAACUUCGAGUCACCUAUGAAGAAAAAUACAUCUGUUUCUGAGGCUGAAAAUACAAAUGAUCAGCAACUUUCCAACUCAUUAACGAAAUCUAGUGACUCCAUACAAAGCAAUAUUAGCUUAGAAAGAGAUACCUCUAAAGUUUUAGGAUUUUCAGAUUCAGAUGAUGAUUAUUUUUGA
Messenger RNA from Trichomonas vaginalis G3, 1059 nucleotides. RefSeq lists its product as uncharacterized. Bases 1 to 1059 code for a protein of 352 amino acids. The transcript has a single exon. The record is from RefSeq and is a predicted model, not a curated record. NCBI's taxonomy places the organism in Eukaryota, Parabasalia, Trichomonadida, Trichomonadidae.